CUUUAUACGAAAUUGUUGACAUACAAUCGCCACCGAAAACGUGUAAAAAUAGGAAUUAUGUUGUAAAACCGUAAUCAUUUAAUAAUCUACACUGCGGUAUAUCGUGCUGUAAUAGUGGGCUAGAUGUACUAUUGUGACCGACACGCUUUGAUACAGCUCGUAAAUGGGAAUUUAAACUAAAAUUAGCAAACUACCGUUAGCUUUAGCUCCUCUCAGCAGCCAUGGAACCGACGAUGAACAAAGAAACAGCUGUUCUUCAGGGUGCCUUCCUCCAGGCUGAUAAACUGUGUCGCCCCUCAUCCCUGUCCUCCCUUCAGAAGGCAGACUGGAGCAGAGUGGGACGUCCCGUCCUGGAGGCAGUCAGAGAAAUCAGUGGACAGGAUGAACUCGGUGGUCAUCCCCCCACAGCGGCUCUCGGCUGGAUAAAGAAAUUAGUUGGUGCUGUGUGGCUGAAGGCGUUGAGCGGGGAGACUGGAAAAGAUGUAGAAAUGUCCUGGAGGGAGAACCCUUUCUUCCCUCUUGAGAACGGCCUCCCCGAGGUCAACCGUGUCGUCCUGCUGGAAGUGGUGCGGUCGAUGGCAGCUGCUCCGAUAUUUGCCAAUUUCCUCUUGUGUCUUCCCGAAUCUCAGAUCUGUUCUGAGCUUGAAGGGCUGGUGCAACACGUGAGGAGCGGCCCUACGACGGAGGAUGAUGUUCGACUUUUUUUAGAGGUUUGGUGGGAACUGUGGAAAGGCAAAGAUGAGACGAAAGCUGGAGGAGAGGACAGCAUAGAGACAAUGUUCGCCAGACAAUUUGCUCGUAUCUUAUCUAAGUCUUCCGGUCUGUCUCCUCAGGCCGCCAAGAGGUUAAAGCUUGACGCAUCAGAUCUACCAGCAUCAUCACUAACCCCUGAUGUCCUGCACAUUCUCCUCCAUGCACUUAAAGAUAUAAAAGAUCACAUAUCGACGACUGAACUUUGCCUCCAGGCCCUCUCCAUCUCUCUUGAUGCUCUCUAUUCAGCCUUCCUGAUAGACAAAGCAGUCGUAUUUCCAACCAAAGAGAAGAUGCACAUCCUGUCUAAAGUCGUAGGCAUCAGAGAAAAGAAUGAUGAGAAACUGAGUCCUGAACUUAUUCGGGAGGCUCAGAGAGACCUACGAGCGUCUCACACACCUUCUCAGUUUCAGCCCAGCAGCAUGACGCUCGGUGAAUCCUUAAAGAUUAUAACAGAAUUUGUUCAGUUUGAGCAAAAAAGUGGGCUCUUGAAAGUGACUGACAGCUCUAAUCUGAGAUACUCAGCGUUCAAACUGGAACAAAGUGUUCAGAGAGUCCUGACAGCUCUACAAGUGCCUGAAAUAGAGACUGAAACAGAUGAUGAAGAGAAGAAUGUACUCAGAGGUUUGCUGGAGUCUCUGGUUUUCCCUGCCACAGAGAGCACCCCUGAGGUGAACGCGAGGGUCACCAUGCUCAUCAUCAAUCACCGCUUGGAGGACUACGAGAACUUUGCGGUGUUAUUUGCCAGCGAGAGGAGUUUGGCCGCCUGUGAUGAGCUCUGGAUGGACUGCCUGGAAAAGAACCAAGCCGCCUUUCAGCAGCACGACACACUCAUCGAACUGACCUCCACCCUCAUGAGUAAACUCCACAGCGACAGCGCUAACGUGAGCCACUGCAGGAAGCUGAUGAAAGUCAUCGCAGACAUUUUCUCUGCGCUGUCCUUAGAGGGCAAGAACAAAGCGUUGGCUGCGAUGUUGAGUCUGUCCAGCAGGGGGUUCUUUGAUUGCCCCGUCCCGUCUGCUGUGACGGAUGGGUUCGAACAGGAGCUCAACAUGGCCUUCAACUGCAUCAUCCAAGGAGGGGGCGCAGCGGCGUCGCAGGGCACUCUGAACACAGCCGUCUCUUUAGUAGCCAGAGUUGCGUUUCAGAACCCAGAAGCGGCUUUGAGGUCUUGUUGUCAUUCAGCUAUUUUCAAUAAAGGUGCUUUCUCUCUUAUGGCGAAGAUCCUGCAGCAGCUGCCGGGACUCCGAGGGCAGAGAGAAAGAAAGGAUGAAGCUCAAAGUGAUGACGAGAAAAGUAGAGAGGCAGACGAAAGCAUGGAUGAAGGAAAGGAUGUCGUGAGUGGAAGCGCUUUGCUCUGCAGGUGUCUACGGGAGAUCAUUAAGACCAAAUCUUUGUCAGCCAGUGAAAAAGAGCAGUUCCUAAAGUAUCUGGGUUUGCUGAUGACGCCUGACAUGACAUCCGAGGGAGAGGAACAUAAGAGGGAAAGCUUUCUGACACCUCAGGAGGUUGUAAACGUCUUUGUCCUGCCUAAUCUCUCCACUACAGCUCAAAGCUCCUUUGAUGUAGAACUGAGUCUGCAGCUUCUCCACUCUGCUCUGUCUGUGGACGUCCAGGAGCCAGCCUCAUCUCCUCACUGGGUGAUGGACUGCUUUCCCUUUCCCCUCCUCUACGUCCUGGCCCAGCUGCUCAACCAGACUCUCAGGUGUUGGGAGCAGCCAGCAGAGGACAGUGUCCACCACUGGACCAUGGACACCAAGGAGCUGCUGGUGUCGGUGCUGAUCACACUGGGGCAGGUGGUGGGUGCAGAGGUGGCGGCGGCCCCCAGCAGCUGGUCCAGAGCUCUGUUCUGGCUCUACAACAAAAUGGAGGAACUAGACUGGACGGUUCGUUUCCACCUGAAGCCCAUUUGGGGGGAACACUUUAAAAAUGAGGUUCCUUCAUCUCUGCUGACUGUGUGUGAUCUACCUGAGCAGGAGUGGUCUGGUCUGGACCUGUCUCAGUAUGGACAGGGUACUGGUCUACUGGCCUGGAUGGAGUGCUGCUCUACAUCAGACGCUCUGCUGUCCACCAUGUUGUCCCGUCUCUCUCUGGACCAGCGCCGGCCCGACCACGUCAGCAUGUUCAGCAAAGGCCUGCUGGUGGCUCUGACCCAGACCCUCCCCUGGUGCUCCGUCUCCCAGUGGACCAGAUUGCUGAGAGUCCUGAGGGAGCUCAUCACCUCAGGUCGCCUCCACAUUCCCUUCUCGCUCGAGUACGUGGACUACCUGCCCCUCCUGGAUCUGAGGAGGUUUUCAUGCGAGCUGCGCCUGUCUGUCCUCCUGCUGCGAGUCCUUCAGCUGCUCUGCGGCUCCAGCUGUUCCGACUGGCUGGCGGCGGACGGUUGGGCGCACGUCGGCAGGUUAUACGCCCACGCUGUGCGGGACAUGAUGAACUCAGUAAGAGCCAAGCUGCCUCUUCCUACGUCAAGUGCUGUGACCGUCUCUGCUUCAACGUCUCCAUCCUGCACGUCAGUCAAAGCUCCUAAAAUGUCCAAAGACCUUCAUCAAGCAGAGGACUGUCCUCUGACGUCCAAAAAGUCUCCAAUGGAGGACGAGGUGGAGACAGCUCCCUGCCAGGAAGUCCUUUUUGUACUCAGCCAGCUCUUCUGCCACGUUCAGCACAUCCAGGUGAUGAUGCCCGGAGGUCAGUGUGAACCGCUGUUUCUCUGCAGUCUGGAGAUCCUCAGCCACUAUGAGGCCAUCAUGGCCGCUUUCCCAAACAGCAGCAACGCACUGGAGAGCGACAACACCCGCCACUUUUUCUCCACCAUCACAGAUAACCUGGAGAACCUGGAGAUGAAGGCGGUCCUGCAGCAGAAAAUCGCUCAGCUGGUGUCAUCGGCUGCUUAAGACACUGACUUUUCAUCUGUAGUCCACUUAAGAGUUUUCAGAUUCCCUCUGUGGAUUUUGAGCACCUUUGCCGAUAAAAUUUGGAUUUUUUUCGGUUGUUUGUGCUGUACACUGCACUUAAUUAUUACAAAAUGAUGGGUUAGCAAUUUAAGAAAAUAAAAAGCCAAUAUUUCACA
Plectropomus leopardus (leopard coralgrouper) is the source of this 3817-nucleotide messenger RNA. It is a transcript of the gene gemin4, whose product is annotated as gem (nuclear organelle) associated protein 4. Gene Ontology annotation, cellular component: SMN complex. Gene Ontology annotation, biological process: spliceosomal snRNP assembly; rRNA processing. NCBI's taxonomy places the organism in Eukaryota, Metazoa, Chordata, Actinopteri, Perciformes, Serranidae. The record is from RefSeq and is a predicted model, not a curated record.